Messenger RNA from Vigna unguiculata (cowpea), 5807 nucleotides. RefSeq names its product small ribosomal subunit protein mL103 (rPPR7)-like. Gene Ontology annotation, molecular function: mRNA binding; protein binding. Lineage: Eukaryota; Viridiplantae; Streptophyta; Magnoliopsida; Fabales; Fabaceae. The record is from RefSeq and is a predicted model, not a curated record.
CAGCGUACAAAACCAAUUGUUAUGGUAACAUCCCCCUAUUUCAAUCAAUUUGGGCCAUUACACAACAGAGGCCCAUUUCUACGCACGUGCAUGUAGCGCAGAUUCACAUCACACUUCAACUCUGGUCACCAAGAUCCGCAGUUUCUCUGUUACACAAUUACACAAGGCAAACUCAACUUUCUUCCUUGCUGCGAGUCACUGAACACUGCACUCAACCAAUCUAAAACACUCUCCAAACAGAACCCCAAACUAUUCCCUUCUUCACAAACAAUCUCCAAUUCCCAUUUUGUCUAUCCACUCCUUCCAAUUUCCUCGUCAACCUAACCCACUGCUUCCACUGUGCCAACGCAUAAUUCAAGCAUUCUCGAAGAACCUCUUCCGAUGCGCCGCACUGGACCCAUUGAUCCAUGAAUCGUGAAAUGGAGGCAGUGGCUGAAAACCCCGCAAGGUCGAGGGGGUUAAAGUACGCAUCCAUAAACCCUAACAAACCUCAACCAUCCCCAAUUCCCAAACCCAACCAAUUCCCCUCCCACCUCGACGCGCCCAACGUCUCGUCUUCCGCUCGUGCCCUCUGUGACAUCCUCACACGCGCCUCCCCUCACGAAAUCGAAACCGCCCUCUCCUCCUCGGGAAUCGAUCCCGACGAGGACCUCGUCAAAGAGGUCCUGAAACUCUCCUACAAUUACCCUUCCUCCGCCGUCAAGUUCUUCCGGUGGGCCGGGCGAGGCAAAAGGCACCCGGCUCAUACCUGGAACUUGAUGGUCGACCUGCUGGGUAAAAACCAGCUUUUCGAGCCCAUGUGGGACGCCGUCAGGUCCAUGAAACAGGAAGAGAAGCUUUCUCUCUCCACCUUCGCUUCCGUCUUCCAUAGCUACUCCGCCGCCGGUAGGUUUAACGAGGCCGUCAUGAGCUUCGACGUCAUGGACAGGUAUGGCGUCAAGCAGGACGUGGUGGCCGUUAACUCGCUCCUCAGCGCCAUUUGCUGCGAGGACAACCAAACGUCCGUGGGCGUCGAGUUUCUCGAGAGGAUCAAGGCGAAGGUGUCGCCUGACGGCGACACCUUUGCCAUUCUUCUCGAAGGGUGGCAGAGGGAAGGCAAUGCUGCUAAAGCUAAGAUCACGUUUGGUGAUAUGGUGGCUCAAGUUGGCUGGGACAAGGACAAUGUUGCUGCCUACGACGCGUUUUUGAUGACCCUCUUUCGCGCUGACCUCAUGGAUGAUGUUGUCAGGUUCCUUCAGGCUAUGAAGGACCAUGAUUGCUUCCCAGGUUUGAAAUUCUUUACCAACGCGCUUGACGCUCUUGUCAAGCGAAACGACGCCCAUCACGCUAUCCCUAUGUGGGAUGUGAUGGUCAGUGGCGAGUUAGUGCCUAAUUUAAUCAUGUAUAAUGCCAUGAUUGGGUUGCUCUGCAACAAUGUUGCUAUUGAUCACGCCAUUCGCCUGCUCGAUGAGAUGGCUUUCCAUGGCGCUUUUCCGGACUCCCUUACCUACAACAUGAUCUUUGAGUGCUUGGUGAAGAAUAAGAAGGCGCGUGAGACGGAGAGGUUCUUCGCCGAGAUGAUCAAGAAUGAGUGGCCCCCUACCGGCCCUAACUGCGCUGCCGCCAUUGCAAUGUUGUUUGAAUGCGAUGAUCCUGAAGCAGCGCAUGAAAUUUGGAGUUAUGUUGUUGAGAAUCAUGUCAAGCCGCUUGAUGAGAGUGCGAAUGCCAUGCUAGUUGGACUUUGUAACUUGAGUAGAUUAUCGGAGGUUAAGAGGCUGGCUGAGGAUGUGCUUUAUAGAAGGAUCAAGGUAUAUGAAUCUACAAUGACAUUACUGAAGGAUGCCUUCUAUAAAGAAGGUAGAAGUGCAAGAGAUAGAUAUGAUAGUAUCUAUAGGAAGUGGAAAGCUCAUGUCCAGUUGUAAAUCUAAAAUUUAGUUGAUUUUCAACCUUUGUUGCCAAAGACAGGCAAGUUACACUUGUUCUUGACUGUCUUUGAUGGCUAAAGUGGUGUUCUGCAUCUUUCAUCAUAUUCACUCCAUGAUUGCCUUUCCCUGUGAUAGUCUUUUUGUGUUAGUAGUUAUAUUUCUUGUCUAAUUCAUUUUCUUCCACUUAUUUUAAAUAUCUGUUUUUGGGCUUGUCAUACUGCAAUUUAGGAUCGACUUAUUGAUAAAUCAUGAACCAUAGGCGGUUUGCAUGCAAAUUUCUAGAGUUAGUUUUCACGAUGGCAUGAUCAUAAUAUAAAACAUCUAGCUUUUUGUAAAUAUUUUCACUUGGCUUGCCUCUCCAUGUUUUGGUUCACAUUUGUGGUGCAGGCAGUUCUUGUUGGCGUUUUCAUUAAAAUCAUGCAUCUUAUGACAAAGUUGCACAUUGAGUUUCCUUGUUUCAUGUUUCUUCAUGGUUAUUUUAUUAUCUAUGUAUUUGCAUGUCAAUUUUCUGUCAUCACAUUAGAGGCCUUAAAGCUUAUGGAUUGUUACCCUGUGGGAGAUGGGGAUGAGGAGCAAAAGUCCUCCAAAGUAUAGAGAUAUGGGAACAGGGAUCAUAAACCUCACCUGGCAAGUCUGCAAAGAUUUUAAAAAACAAGAUCAUCCUUACUCUUAUUUAUGUUUAUAUCCAUAUAUAAUUGACAAGUUAUCUUUUCUCUUGAUAUUUAGUAUAUAAUGUAUUUUUUGAUAAUUUAUGGUUAUAAUUUCUUUUCUAAUGUUGGAGAUUUGCUCACUUAGAUGGACAUUCCUUAUCCUACCAAAUGAAGUUAGUUGUAUGGAUUCACAUGUUCUUAUUGGGCUUGGUUAAAGGCCAAAUUCUCAGGAACGUUAGUCAUCAUGGGGCUGCUCUUAAAUUUUUUAUCUAUGUUUUAUUUUGGUCUUUCUCUCUUUUCAUGACCAAAGAUCAUGCAACUAUUCCUUACUGGUAUUGCUAGUGACAUUUUCCCCAUAUCCAAACUACCUUAUUUGAUAUUUUAUCAUCCUUUUCUCAAUUGGUACCACAACAAUAAAUUCUUGUAUUAAUUAAUCAGUUUGUAUGUUGUCCUUUCUUGUGUGACCACUCUCAUUUAUAGUAAAAUUUUAUUGCUGCUACCCCAUAUUUUUCUUUCGGUGUCCCCUUAACUCCAACGUUCACAAACAUUCUUUGUACAUACAUUAAUAAAGAUUGUUAUAAACCACAUUGGUUGGUACAAGUGGUAGUGACUUGUGUCCUUUAACCUAGUGAUUAAGGGUUCAAAUCCCAGUGAUACCACUUUGGGUAUGGAAUAAAUCAUGUUUGAGGGAAAUACCCACCUUGUAUGUGCUUAAGGUCCCAAUGAUGUUAGUCAUUGUUUAAUCCAUACCAAUUUUACCAUUUUAUUUUUAUUCAGUUCUUUCAAAGGUUUGUAUGGAAGUCGAACUGUGGGUAUGUUCAGUUGCAAAACAAGCUGCUCCUAUCCUGCCCAAUACCCACUUCCUUUGCUAUAGAACUUUGGGCACUCAUGCAUAGAAAAUUUAUGGGAUAUUCUCUUUUUCACUUCCGGCAUAGGCUAGUCUCAUUCCUUUCUCUAGGCAUGGCUUAUCAAUAAAGAACGCUGUUGUUUCCUUUACAUUAAACAGUUCUUCCCUUUUGUACUAGUGUUUGUGGAAUGUAAUUGCAUUCUAUGUGAAUACAACAACUACAAAACUUGUUCCUACUAGGCGUGAUUGGCUGCAUAAAUCAAGAAAAUUAAUCUAUACAAAAAACUAUUGAUUUCAAUAUUUUAAAUAGUUUUUAAUGGCUUUGCUGAUAGAUUUUCUCAGUCCCUUCUCUAAUCUGUUGGAUAUCUGCUAGUAUAUGCUUAAAUUUAACACUCAACUCAAUUAUUGGUCUUGGAGACAGGCAUGUUUUGCUUGUUCUUGACAGUCUCAGUUAGCUUUGCCUUUCUUUCAAGCAGUGUUCUGAGUUUCACUGUUUUGUUUUCACUCCAUGGUAGCCUUUCCUUGUGGAUAAUUAGUUGUCCAUGUUGUCUUUCUGUAUAAUUCCUUUUAUUCUCCUUAUAUUAAAAUGUUUAUGUUAAUAUUAAGCUGAUCACACUCGGCUACCUAAGAUGAACCAAGGGGUUCGUGAAUAAUAUGGGAUUGGUGCUGUUUUUUCUAAAUUAAGAAGUCAUGAUAGAAUAAUCAUAAUCAUUAUAACAAGUUAUUAGUAUGACUUUCAUGGAAUUAUUUGCAUUUGACUAUCGGUUUAUGAUUGCUAACCCAGUUCUAGCAUUUUCCUUCAAUUUGUUUUUCGUAUAUUUUGUAGAAUGGCAGUUUUUGUGGGCUUUCAUGAAAGUUGCGCAUGCUUGCUUAGAGCAAAGCUGCAGAUUAAGUUUCCUUACGUGGACAUUUAUUAUCAGGGCUUUGAUACAAGUGCUUAUACUCUAUUAGAUUUUGUUCAUCUAUUAUUGAUAGCAUUGCCUUGUUGGUGUAAGUGGGGAGUCAUGGUACUAGAAUUGUGGUCGCAAGUUCUAAGUUUUCACGGUCGGUCUCUGCAUCUGCGUCCACAACCGUAAUUUAAAACACUCGGACCACAAAGACCCGAAGUGGAGAGUUGAAUGAUAAAGCUAUCUUACGGGUGGGGUAUGGGCCAUUACGACGGUUUUCAUUUUUUAUUUUGUUCUUGGCUGUUUCAUGCACUUAAAUUGUUUCAAAUACUCUGAUUUUUUUAAAGAAUUCUCUGAAUACUGUUAGUUGGUCGGGUUUUCUACUUUUGAGGCCGCUUGAUUGACAAAUCCAAAGAGAUACACCUUGCUCAACUAUUCUUUUUACAGCAUGUGCAUCAUUGAAGGAUUUUCUGUAGUCAUUUGAUAGUUAAAUUUUGGGUAUGUUUUUUUGGAUCAUAAUCUGCCCUCUUCCCCUCCUCCUGUGCCUCAUUCACAGAAUCUAGGUACUUCUCAUGGAUUAUUCCCUCACUCGUCCUCUUUUGCUAUUUCUCAUUCCUUGCUCUAGCGAUGGCUGGAAAGAACCCAGGGAAAGCUCUGUUCUUCCUUUUAAUUAAUAUGUUCAUCCUUUUUAUGCUAGGUUUUGAGGAAUGAGAUUGUAUUCUAUGCUAAUGAGGUGACAAGAUUGUGGAUCUUCAUAGAGGGAUAUUGUGCAUAUUGCUGCUGAGUGCUAACAUCCUAUAUUCACUUUUUCGUCCACAUCCGACGUAUCUUUACUUUGCUUGGUUCAUUCAACUCCCAAAUAUGUCGUAAUGCUUAAAAAAUGUUGAUAUGUUUGAUGCAAAUUGUCCAUAGGUUUGGUGAAAUUGAGGGUGAUAGUUUAGAAUUUAAUGUGGUUGAAAUUUACUCCUUUAUUGAAAUAAGGUCCAUAUAGUUAAACAGAAUAAUUCUGAAAUCUCGGAAGUCGUAAACACUCUUGACUCAUCAAAUGUAAUGCAUGCUAGUAACCUGCUACAAAUUGAGAGUAUCUUGCGUUGAUAAAUUUCUUUUAUGAUUACUGUCUGCAAUCUAUGGUUCGUCUUUUCCUCACAUUUUGCUCAUUUACACUGUAUGCACAGAAAAGUAAAUAUGGUAUUGGUCUUUAUUGUUUUUUGGUUGGGAAAAGAUUUGUGAAAGGGAAGACUAUAAUUCCUAGGCCAUGGCUUGCCACAAGAUUUAGCAAGGGCUUGUGGUGCCUACUUAUAUAUAGCUGACAAAGAUGGAUGGUUAUCAAACCUAAGCUGUUCAGCAAAGUGUCCCGGGAUCCUUACCAACAACACCUGGAGGUGAGUGCUUCUUUUUAUUACUUUCAAUUGUACUUACAGAUGUUCCUUGUCACCUAGUGACAUGUAAACUUUGUAUAAAUGUUAUAUAUAUGCUUUGAAAUUUAUUACAAAUGGUUGAAGCAUAGCUCAAACUUAAA